Ricinus communis (castor bean) is the source of this 1248-nucleotide messenger RNA. Its product is annotated as putative uridine kinase C227.14. The transcript is spliced from 12 exons. Gene Ontology annotation, molecular function: ATP binding; kinase activity. NCBI's taxonomy places the organism in Eukaryota, Viridiplantae, Streptophyta, Magnoliopsida, Malpighiales, Euphorbiaceae. Gene Ontology annotation, cellular component: cytoplasm. The record is from RefSeq and is a predicted model, not a curated record. Bases 134 to 1072 code for a protein of 312 amino acids.
UAUGUGGCCUCAUCGGAGCAGGAAACAACUGUGACUAAAACAGCUGCCUCCAAAACUCAGUCGAGUUCUAUCACUGAUUCUCUCGACUUGGUGUUUCAGCUUUUUCUUUUGUUGCCCUCCCAUUGAUUUGGAAAUGGAAGUCUCUUCUCUCUCAAUAACUUCAAGAGCCUGUCCCUUUUCUCCUGCAACAGAGUCACUGCUGCUUAAAAGGAUCAGGCGGCCUUCACUUCAUCAAUGCUUAGUAUCCAUUUCGCUGAAUAAAAGAACUUCACAGUCUUUGUUCUCGAGGCAAACUGGACCUACUGUUUUCAAAGAAAACUCGAUCAAGGUCUUAUGCAGUCUAAGGAGAGAUGUUCCCGUGGUCGAGGCCAGUUCUAUGGGUGAGAUAUAUGAUGCUUUGGCAGAGCGCAUUCUUCCUGCCGCAGCUGCUGCAUCAAAUCCUAAUUUGAAGCAUAUUGUAGGCUUGGCUGGUCCCCCUGGUGCCGGAAAGAGCACUAUAGCUUCUGAAGUAGUGCGGCGUGUAAAUAAGAUAUGGCCCCAAAAAGCUUCAUCAUUUGAUUCACAAGUUAAACCUCCUGAUGUUGCUGCAGUUCUUCCCAUGGAUGGGUUCCAUCUUUAUCGUUCCCAGCUUGAUGCAAUGGAGAAUCCAGACGAAGCCCAUGCAAGACGGGGAGCUCCCUGGACGUUUUCUCCAACUCUACUACUUGAAUGUCUAAAGAAACUGAGGAAUGAGGGAUCAGUCUAUGCACCAUCAUUUGAUCAUGGGGUUGGAGAUCCGGUUGAAGAUGAUAUCUUUGUGAGCCUUCAGCAUAAAGUGAUCAUAGUUGAAGGAAAUUAUCUAUUGUUGGGAGAAGGGGCUUGGAAGGAUAUAUCGUCUAUGUUUGAUGAGAAGUGGUAUAUUGAUGUUGACAUUGACACAGCAAUGGAACGAGUUUUAAAGCGACAUAUUUCUACAGGAAAACCUCCAGAUGUUGCAAAAUGGCGGAUAGAUUAUAAUGACCGGCCCAAUGCAGAGCUAAUAAUCAAGUCAAGGAAAAAUGCAGACUUAAUAAUCAGGUCUAUUAAUUUCUAACAAAAUGAGGUGAGUUGAAUUCUUUUUGUUUUUGCAUUAAAUUGAAUAAAUGAAUGACGAUUCUUCCAUCCCUCUGUCUCUUCCCAGCCCCAAUCUCUUAACACUACUGGAGAUUCAGACUAGUCAUGUUCAAUCUUCAUUGAGAAGUUGAUAUGCUAAUUUAUUUAUUUGGGCAA